Messenger RNA from Marchantia polymorpha subsp. ruderalis, 1214 nucleotides. Lineage: Eukaryota; Viridiplantae; Streptophyta; Marchantiopsida; Marchantiales; Marchantiaceae. The record is from the annotation of a GenBank genome assembly.
UUUCCAGGCAUGAGACGCUGAUGACGGCUGUGGACUCCCUACUUGAAUGUCAGCAAAAUCAAUUCAUAGAUUUACGCGAAGAAUUACUCGACAUGAUGCUCACCCUCAUACCCCAAAUGCUGUUCGGGAAAAGACUAAUUGCAGGGAAGUCAGUGGCAAAGUCAUCUGAAUCCAAUAUUAUGAAGAAGCUCACACAACUCUUCAAAGAACUGGCUAAAUUAGACCUCUCUGUGGUGGGUGACUGCUUUCCGUUCUUGAGGUGGCUGGACGUGGGAGGCGCGGAAGCCAGAAUUGUGAAAUUGCAUCUCCAGUUCGAUAACAUUCUCUCGGAUGCCAUGAAUGCCCUUCGUCGCGAAGCUCCACCUGCUACUUCUGAGGAUCCAGGCUUGAUGCAAACUUUGUUGUCCAUACAACGCACUGAAGAAGGAAAAAACAUAACCGAUGACGAAAUCAAAGCUCUCGUCACUGAUUUGUUUAUAGCUGGUAUAGACACUAUAUCAAGCACCCUUAUGUUUGUGAUGGCCGAAUUGAUGAGGAAUCCAGAGGUCAAGGAGAAGCUUCUGAAGGAAUUGGACGAAGUUGUGGGCAGAGAGAGAGUGGUGGAAGAGUCAGACCUUGUCAACCUCAAGUACCUGAAGAUGGUGAUAAAGGAGACUUUCCGUCUUCAUCCAGCGGUGCCAUUUCUGUUACCUCGCAAGUCCAUGGGGCCUGCGACUGUCGCUGGAUAUAAAGUUCCAAAGGAUACGCAGGUUCUAAUCAACUUAUACGCCAUUCAACGAAGCCCAGAAUCGUGGGACGAUCCGACCAGUUUCAAGCCGGAGAGGUUUGCGAACAAUCUCAUAGACGUGAAAGGCCAAGACUUCUGCCUCCUGCCUUUCGGAGCUGGUCGAAGGCAGUGUCCAGGCAUGGGACUUGGUGGGCUGAUGGUGGAGAUCACUCUGGCGACAUUGUUGCAAAUUCUCGAGUUCUCUCUUCCUGCAGGAAUGAAACCAGAAGAUGUGGACAUGACUGAGGAAGCUACAAUCACAUCUGCUCUGGUUUCUCCGCUCCUGGUUUCAGUGAAACCACGAUUAUCCCCGAACCUGUGCAGCAUGCGAACUUAAGGUAGGACCUUUCAGAGAUCCUACGUCCUUACAUGGAACGUUAUACAGGUAGAAAAUACAAAACCUUCGAGCAAUUUGUCUGAGCUCGACCUUUGAAGUUUAGAAAUCCCA